This is a messenger RNA of Annulohypoxylon truncatum, 2541 nucleotides long. Its product is annotated as HEC/Ndc80p family-domain-containing protein. Gene Ontology annotation, cellular component: Ndc80 complex. The coding region runs from base 129 to 2327 and encodes 732 amino acids. The record is from RefSeq and is a predicted model, not a curated record. The transcript has 3 exons. Gene Ontology annotation, biological process: attachment of mitotic spindle microtubules to kinetochore. Lineage: Eukaryota; Fungi; Ascomycota; Sordariomycetes; Xylariales; Hypoxylaceae.
GUUUCUCCAAUCCAAUCCCCAACCUGCGGAACUUUACAGGACACAAACUUUUGGGAACCUCUAAUCUUAUUAGAAGACAAGCAGUUCCUCAUUUGCUUUGCACUUGCAUUAUUUUGCAUUUUAUCACAAUGUCCCAAGAGACGGGACUUUGGAGUGUCCGUCGUCCGCGAGAGACUCUUGGUGGCAUCAAUCCGAAUACCGCUAUACCUGUACCAGCAUCAGCAAUGAAGAGGUCGAACUCGAUUGGCGGAAAUGGCGGUGGCACGUUUUCGAGCAGCCAUAUGCGAUCAAUGUCGGGAUCUAGGCAAUCCCUCCUGGCUCGCCCUAGCCAGCCUAUGUUUUCGCGAUCUUCGUCCGGCGCCAACCUAGCCGAUGUAGGAAUGUCAUCAGUGAAGCGUUCAUCCUUUCAGAAUGUUCCCGGCUCUACGAUAAAAAGCUAUGCUUCUGGCGGUGUGCCCAUGCGAAACUCGGAGAGCGAACGAAGGAGCAGUGUCUACCGAUCUCGAACGUCUACAAACGGUCCCGGAAACCAUCAGAGCUUCUUUCAACAAGCACCACAAGCUGCUGGUGUACCACGCGACCCGCGACCAUUGAAGGAUCGUUCGUUCCAGGCGCGAAUCGGUCAGGAACUCUUAGAUUAUUUAUCGCAACACAACUUUGAGAUGGAAAUGAAGCACACUCUAUCGCAUAACAUAAUCAAGUCGCCUACCCAGAAAGACUUUAACUAUAUGUUCCAAUGGCUAUACCAUCGCAUCGACCCGAGCUAUCGCUUCCAAAAGAAUAUCGACCAGGAGGUUCCUCCAAUUUUAAAGCAGCUACGUUAUCCUUACGAUAAGAGUAUCACCAAAUCUCAAAUCUCUGCUGUGGGUGGUCAGAACUGGAGCACCUUUUUAGGCUUGCUACAUUGGAUGAUGCAAUUAGCACAGAUGCUCGAGGGCUAUUCAUGCAACCGCUACGAUGAAGCCUGCAUGGAGAGCGGGGUUGACGUGAGUGGUGAUCAUAUAAUUUUCGACUUUCUAAGUUCAGCGUACCGAGACUGGCUUGCUAUGGACGAGGACGCCGGUGACGAUGAUGCUGAGAGAGUGCUUGCGCCCCACGUAGGAGCUAUGGCUAAAGCUUUCGAGAGGUCAAAUUCCAAGUAUUUAUCAGAACUUGAGAUGCUCGAAGCAGAGAACGCUCGACUACUCAAGGAAAUUGAGGAUCUAGAGAAGUCGACCCCUGAUCCUCGUGUUCUUGAUAAUCAUUUCAAGAUCAUGGAGGAAGACAAAAUCAAGUUCGAAGAAUACAAUGCGCUUGCUGAAUCAAGGACUGAAAAAUAUGAAAGCCGCAUUAAAGUCUUACAAGAAGAACUUGAUAAGUUAUUGGAGGAGCUAAAGGAAGCAGAAGAGGAGCGCCGUGAGCUGCAGAAAGAAGUCGACGGCCAAGGCAUUAGCAUGCAGGAUAUUGACCGCAUGACUUCGGAACGGGAAAGACUUCAGAAGGGCAUAGAGUCCGCUACCCAGCGACUUGACGAAGGAAAGAAAAGGGUCGCAGAGAAAGAAAUGGAAGCGAGCCGCAAGCUCGAUGAGCUAGAGAGGCUCAUCGACAAAUACAACACACUCGCUUACCAGAUCGGCCUCAUUCCUUCGUCAGCAGUAAAUGCUAAGGGUGUCGCAUACGAAUUGGCAGUGACUGUCAAUGAGUCAGACUUCACGGGCUCCAUCAUGAAGGGAUCGUAUUCGACCGGAGGAAGUGAACGCCUACUAGCUGAUCCAGUAACCGGCUACCAACCAGCACACAUCCUCAACUUAGAUUUGCGCGGGCACGUUAAGAACGACUUCAUAGCUCUGCGAAAGGAGAUUUCGGAGCGACGGACUGCAGCCAUGGAUAUCAUGAUGAAGGAGCACGAUCUACUCGACGGUAUUAAGGAGGCAAUCGAGGACAAACAGAACGAGGUCGAGGCUCUAGAACACAGAGUCAGAGCCGCAGAGGAGGAGUACGAGAAGACCAAGGAGGUCACCAUGACGCAGAAGCUGGCCUCGGACACACAGAUCGAGAAGAUGGAGAAGGAACUUGCCAAAAUGCGAGCCCAACUUACCGAAUCUGUUCAGCUGAUGGAACAAAGAGAGAUGAACACCAACAUCGAAUAUGAACAAUUAACUCUCCGAGCGAACGCGCUGCGCGAGGAACUACACACUGAGAUCGAGAGGAUGCUCAACGAUAUCAUCAAAUUCAAGGUGCACAUUCAGAAGAACCUGGAAGACUACGAGGGCUUCGUAGCAGACGAGCUUGAGAAGGAACUCGGUAGUGACGAGAUGAGAGAAGAUACCCGCGGCAUUGAGAUGUGAUUUGAAUUUCGUUGCUUGGUUAAAUCAAGCCGGUUGCUGCGUUGGCGUUUCGCGGUGUUGCCUUGUACGGAGUUCGGUUGGACUACAAGUGAUGACCGUAAUGAUGAUGUGGUAGACGUUCUGAAUGAUGGUUAGGGAUACCUUUUACCUAGUAUGGUCUUAUUCUUACGAACGAUUGUUAUAAUGCAAGUUUCAAUAUAUGAGCAAAAAUAAA